CUUACAUCUUUUCAACUUUGUCGACCAUUUUACUAGAGAGCAGAAAGUUCAACCAUUAAGACAUACACUGCAACAUAAAAUAACUUUUUUCAAAGACGUCCUCACUUGGCUAGACUAUGAGUGUAAACAUUGUGUGAUUGGACAGGGCUCUCCUCCAGAAAGGUGAUUGGUCGGCCACCCAGUUACCAUGGCAGCGGAAGUUGUUUACCCCAGGUGCGUUUAGUACAACUCUGCAGGCGCAGUGCAUUAUUGUCUCUAUGUGGAAAAUGUAUGGCCAUGGGAUAUUCAAUUGGUGGGGGUUUUCACCUGCAUCUGAUCUUAUUAGUUAUUCUAACCUUACAGACGACCGCAAAGAAUAUCAGCUGCUACUGGUAGGGACUGGAGAUCACCGGCAUUUGCUUAGCAUGAUAGCGAAGAGGAAAAACGGGACUAAUCUAAAGAUAUUUAUCAUCGAGGCUCAUGUAGAACUGUAUGCAAGGAUAAUACUAUUGCUUGGAGUAUGUUUACGGAGAGGACUGGGCCUUCAAGAGAGAGCCACUCUACUCCUCGACCUCUGGGGAAAUUUGAAUCUGCGACCUGUAUCGAAAGAUUACCUUCACAGCGUUGCUCGAGAGUACGCAAGGAACGUAACAGAUGCCUCCCAGUUUGAUCGCCUGGUGGGCAUAGUUGCAGCAUCUAAGCUUAAAUACAAAGAAAGAGACGCUAUGGACGACGUUUUCAAGAGUUGGUACAAGCUCCAAUCAUCGGAAUAUGACUCAGCACUUGCAUGGGAUGCCCGUUUAAGGCAAUUCCUAAAGAAUCGUUACGACAACAGAAGAGGUGACGCGGACUGGGCCUGGCACAUGAGACUAUCUUUUCGCCUGGACAGUUUUUGCCCUUCAUCAACGGCGGAGAAGAAAACGUCGAGCAACAACAAAGAAUUCAUUGAAGCGCCAGAGAAUCGAGAUAGAUACGUAGGCAUCUGUACUGGAUGGGGAAAUGAGUUUCUGGCAUGGAGGCAUACAGGUCACGCUUUUGAUCUGGCCGUGCAAACAAAGUCUAGUGAGCCAAACACUUCUCUAGCAUCAGUGGCUGUCUUCUCUGUGGGUCUGCAAAAGCACAGAAGGGUUGGUUAUUGGGGAGACAUUUUGUCAGGACCGUUUCCCGCUACUGCUCUUGCAGCGACCAACAUCGAACUCGCCAAACUUCAGAACGGGAGAAGUAAAUAUAGUGGAACUGAAGUUGCCCAAAAGAACACCGAAUACUUUUUGGAAUUAUUAUGGAAAAACUGUCGUGUUCAGGACACUGUAAAAGCAACUAAAAAAAGUUUUUCAUUAGAAUGCAACAUUCCGAUGAAGGCAAAUGGAAAACAAGUGAAUGAAAAUUCGUGCACAAAAGAAGAAACUGGGCACAGGGAUAAGAGGCACAUAGCAGAAAUCAUGCACACUGGAGCGAGUGACGCACAGCAUAUGCAGAUAGAAGCCUGUCUGACAGACACAGUAAAUUUAGAGACUGAUGAAACGGAAGAAACCAAACGUGAUUUUGAAGGAGGCACGAUGAAAGCAGAAAAUAACGACGGUCGGGAAAAGCAAGAAAGCUUCGAUCAAAAUAUUGAUGGAUUCCAGGAAAACCAGAGAACAGAAGGAAAGAAAGACUUCAAGAUCAACGAAGAAGCCUCAGCGCUGAACAAAGACUCGAAACCAACAUCGGACCUUUAUAUCAGCCUUGAAGGAGUGCAAAUCAUUCUUCUGUCUCCAACCAGAAUGAACGAUCUCCGCAAUUUACCAGAGAUAAAUGGUUAUCUAGACAUCGUGUACCUUUCGGCAGCCACAGCACAUCUCCUGAACUCAACUCUUGCUGCAAGUAACAUCUCUGCAUAUACAACAAUUCUGGUUGAGUCGGCUAGAAUGAUGCCUGAACUGACUGAUGAUCAAGUAACUGAGUAUGAGACUCAAAUUACCAAGCUAGCAAAACAGGUGGAUGGUCCCCAAGGAGUCCUGCACCCAUCUGCCAUUUGCGAUUUUGCAAAGAAGAAAAUUCAAAUUAAUGUUUCCUUUCUCCUCUAAUAUAAUUAUAUUUCCUGUUUCAUUUAAAGUACUUCCUUGUCAACAACUCAUAUGUCCUCAAAUAACA
Molecule: messenger RNA, 2112 nt
Organism: Macrobrachium nipponense
Lineage: Eukaryota; Metazoa; Arthropoda; Malacostraca; Decapoda; Palaemonidae
Gene: Dnaaf3
Product: dynein axonemal assembly factor 3-like
Exons: 9
Coding region: 258-2045 (595 amino acids)
Biological process (GO): axonemal dynein complex assembly; motile cilium assembly
Source: RefSeq, a predicted model, not a curated record